AUGGAAGCAGACAACGAUUCUAAUAGGAGAAAUCAUUCUGGUAAAGGAUUAGGGGGUAAUAAACGUCAUAGGAAGCGAUGCACAUGCUGGUUACCAAGUAAACCAUCAAUUAGACGUCUAGCCCGAAGAGGGGGUGUGAAAAGAAUAUCUGGCUUGGUUUACGCGGAAAUAAGAGGUGUUUUGCGUGUAUAUUUACAACAUGUUCUACAUGACGCCAUCGUUUACACGGACCAUGCGAAGAGGAAAACUGUUACAGCUAGUGACGUCAUCCAUGCUGUAAGACAUCAGGGAUGUACUUUGUAUGGAUUUGAUUGUAAAUAA
Molecule: messenger RNA, 321 nt
Organism: Mytilus trossulus (common blue mussel)
Lineage: Eukaryota; Metazoa; Mollusca; Bivalvia; Mytilida; Mytilidae
Product: histone H4-like
Exons: 1
Coding region: 1-321 (106 amino acids)
Biological process (GO): nucleosome assembly
Molecular function (GO): structural constituent of chromatin; DNA binding; protein heterodimerization activity
Source: RefSeq, a predicted model, not a curated record